Molecule: messenger RNA, 5643 nt
Organism: Trichechus manatus latirostris (Florida manatee)
Lineage: Eukaryota; Metazoa; Chordata; Mammalia; Sirenia; Trichechidae
Gene: ZC3H14
Product: zinc finger CCCH-type containing 14
Exons: 15
Coding region: 314-2062 (582 amino acids)
Biological process (GO): regulation of mRNA stability
Cellular component (GO): cytoplasm; nucleus
Molecular function (GO): metal ion binding; poly(A) binding
Source: RefSeq, a predicted model, not a curated record
GUGCCAUUAAGGGAAAAUUGCAAGAAUUAGGAGCUUAUGUUGGCUUCAUGGUGUUUUAGAUAAACUUCGCUCUGUUACAACUGAACCCUCUAGCGUGAAGUCAUCCGAUAGCAGCAUCUUUGAUAGUAACGUGCCUUUCAACAAGGGCAGUUUCAGUCGAGGAGAUGAGAGAAGGCACGAAGCUGCGGUACCACCCCUUGCAGUUUCCAGCACCAGGUCUGAAAAAAGAGAUACCAGAGUCUCCACAAGUUCACAGGAACAGAAAAGCACCAGUGUCAGACAGACUUACGAUGAUGGAGCUGCAACCCGACUGAUGUCAACAGUGAAACCUCUGAGGGAGCCCGCACCCUCUGAAGAUGUGAUUGAUAUUAAGCCUGAGCCAGAUGAUCUCAUUGAUGAAGAUCUCAAUUUUGUGCAGGAGAAUGCCUUAUCUCAAAAAAAACCUACAGUGACACUAACGUAUGCAUCUUCUCGCCCCUCUAUUGAAAUUUAUCGGCCACCUGCAAGUCGAAAUGCAGACAGUGGUGCUCAUUUAAACAGGUUGCAAUUUCAACAGCAGCAAAACAGUGUUCAAGCUGCCAAACAAGUCGACACACAGAACAGCCGGGUGUAUGACGCCGGACGCUUGUGUGAACCAGAAGUGCUGAACAGCUUAGACAAGACUUACAGUCCCUUCUUCAGAAACAACUCAGAAAAAAUGAGCAGUGAGGAAGAAAACUUUCGGAAGAGAAAGUUGCCUGUGGUAAGUUCGGUUAUUAAAGUAAAAAAAUUCAGUCACGAUGGAGAAGAAGAGGAGGAAGAUGAUGAUUAUGGCUCGCGAACAGGAAGCGUCUCCAGCAGUGUGUCAGUGCCAGCAAAGCCUGAGAGGAGACCUUCGCUUCCACCUUCUAAACAAGCUAACAAGAAUCUAAUUCUGAAAGCUAUAUCUGAAGCUCAAGAAUCUGUAACAAAAACAACAAACUAUUCUACAGUCCCACAGAAACAGACACUCCCAGUUGCUCCUAGAACUCGAACUUCUCAAGAAGAAUUGCUAGCAGAAGUGGUCCAAGUGCAAAGCAGGCCUCCCAGGAUAAGUCCCCCCAUUAAAGAAGAGGAAACAAAAGGAGAUAAUAUAGAAAAAAGUCAAGGACCUCAACAAAGGCAGUUGCUUUCCCGACUGCAAAUUGAUCCAGUAAUGGCAGAAACUCUGCAUAUCAGUCAAGAUUACUAUGACAUGGAAUCCAUGGUCCAUGCAGACACAAGAUCAUUUAUUCUGAAGAAGCCAAAGCUGUCUGAGGAGAUAGUAGUGGCACCAAACCACGAGUCGGGGAUGAAGACUGCAGAUACCCUUCGGGUACUUUCAGGACACCUUAUGCAGACUCCACGAGAUCUUGUACAACCAGAUAAACCUGCAAGUCCCAAGUUUAUAGUGACGCUGGAUGGUGUCCCCAGCCCCCCAGGAUACAUGUCAGAUCAAGAGGAAGACAUGUGCUUUGAAGGAAUGAAACCAGUAAACCAAACUGCAGCCUCAAACAAGGGACUCAAAGGUCUCCUCCACCCACAGCAGUUGCAGUUGAUGAGCAGGCAGCUUGAGGACCCAAAUGGUAGCUUCUCAAAUGCUGAGAUGAGCGAAUUGAGUGUGGCACAGAAACCAGAAAAGCUUUUGGAGCGCUGCAAGUAUUGGCCUGGCUGUAAAAAUGGAGAUGAGUGUGCUUACCAUCACCCCGUUUCACCUUGCAAAGCCUUUCCCAAUUGUAAAUUUGCUGAAAAAUGUUUGUUUGUUCAUCCAAAUUGUAAAUAUGACGCAAAAUGUACUAAGCCAGAUUGUCCCUUCACUCAUAUGAGUAGAAGAAUCCCAGUACUGCCUCCAAAACCAGCAGUUACAACACCAGCACCACCUUCUAGUACUCAGCUCUGCCGUUACUUCCCUGCUUGUAAGAAAAUGGAAUGUCCUUUCUAUCAUCCAAAACACUGUAGGUUUAACACUCAGUGUACAAGACCUGACUGUGCGUUUUACCAUCCCACCAUUACUGUACCACCACGACAUGCCUUGAAAUGGAUUCGACCUCAAACCAGUGAAUGACACCCAGUCCUACCCGGCAGAAGAUCGUGGGUUUUGAAAGUUGCCAUCUACUGAUGAAAGAUAUUCUACAGAACUUGUCAAAUCUUUGAAACCUGGAAUAUAUUGCUUUCAUAAUAUCAAGUUUAUUGCCUAUCUGAAGUGUCUAAUUUUUCAAGCUUGUAAGGUGUUUAGUGGUUUUAACAUGGAGUGUUUUUUGUUGUUGUUCAUUUUGUUUGUUUUUACUAUGAAAAGACAGUUCAAGGAAAAGCUAAAGUCUUUUGAAACGUGUGAGGCAUGUCUGUACACUGCUAUUUUAAGUAUCAGCAUUUGUAAUGUGGUAUUUUUCAAAAUCCACUGUGAAAACAGAAGCGUGGCCGGAAGUGUUGAGGUGGCUUACAAUAGUCAUUCAGUUCUGUUUGUUUUUUCUUUGUUGUUUGUCUUUUAAGUGAAUUUACUUUGAGAAGCAUACAGGCCUCUCAGGUUGAGUGCCGCUUAGGUAAAAUGGUUCCUCACCUUCUGGGAAAGGACUAGAGAGGUAGAUGUGUAGUGUGAAAACUGUUGGAAUGGCAAGUAUAAAAAAUGUGAACACUUCCUUAAAAUGCUUUCAUUUACUAUUAACAUAUGCUCUUUAAAUAAAUAUUUUGGGGAACUACAUUAUCACAAAAUUAUACAAAUUUUUUUACAAGUAUAUAUAUAUAUCCAUAAAGUAUCAGAAAACAGAUUUUAAACUCACAAGAUAUAGCCAUACAUAUAUAUACUCUUACAUUCUGAAAAAAACAUUCUUCGAAAUAACCUCACAGAAGAUACACUUAGUUACUACUAAAGAUAAUUUUUGAAAUGUAAAAAUUAGAUUUAAAUAGUAUAUUUUAAAUGACAGCUAUAUAAUUAUAGAGAUCGGAUGGGUAAACCUCAAAAUAGGACUAAACUUCUGGACUGUUGAAUUAAUAUACAGAGUUUUGUGUGUAUGGUUUUUAAAAUUGUUAAGGCAAGAAGUGUCAAAUGCUUUAGAAUUAAAUAACCAAUGGAUCACUGAUUUAAAGAUACAUACUUUUUUUUUUUUUUAAAUUAAAGCUACAAAGUAGUUAGAAAAGAAUUAAUGCAAAAUGGAUAAUACAGACUUAGACAUUCUCAGGACCAAAUUAAAUUAGUGCUGUUUUAAAAAAAAAUUCAUUGACUUGCUUAGUCGUGAAGCCAGGGGACAUAAUAAAACCACACGUGUAAAAGAAAGUCCACGUUCAAGAGCAUAAAGCCAGCAGUCAAAGGUUUUGUGGUCUUUUGGUUUUCCAAUGGAGAGGAAAGAAUCAACCAGUUAUUAAACCAUUCUGUAAGUUGCACUUUGCUGUGCUGAUCUCAAAGACUUGACACGUGAGGAAAGACAAAGCACACAGUAGCAUAGAGCUAUCAUGUCGUUAGGCUUAGGUGGAAUGACAAUCCUACUUUCUUUCAGAAGAGUUUACUCCACUGAACUUAAGGCGUUCAUUCCAGAGUUACUAAAUUGAUAACGCUUUACUGUCUCUGCAGAAGUAAUUUGUUUUAAAUUUCUGAAAAUACAGACUCUUUUUAUUAUUUAUACAUGGCAUACAGUUGCAUUCUUAUAGUUCUACUAUAAAGAACAUAAAUGGAAAAAAAAGGGCUUAAGUGGUUUAUUUUAGCCAUUUUACGUCAAGGAAAUAACAUGCUAAAAUCUGACCAUUUUUUGCUAUUUAACAGAGACUACCGGAAAACAUUUAAGAGUGUAAUGUUAUCAUUCAGUUGCUAUGGUUUAUGGACACGCUAAGGUUGACCCUAAAACUUGUGUUGGGUAAUUUGGUCUAAAAUGAACCACCAUAAAAAAGGGUCACAAAAAGGGAUGGGAACGCGUGUGGCUGACAGGCCACAGCUUGUCCCCGAGGGCACAGUGUGUUUUGGCAUGCAUUGAUACAGAGACAGCAACCGGCACUCCAGGUACCAGGAGGCGGCUCAGGUUACCAAUCCAGGAGCUUAAUCAGGUACUGUGCACAAAAAUAAUUAUCUGAGUUUAAAAAACAGUAAUACAGGGCAGAAUCUAAAUGGCCUACUACAUUUAUUAACCUUCCCUUGGUUGAUGGCUGGUACAAGCAGGGUGGUCAGUAGGUGACCUUUAAUCAUGAUCUUCAGCUGUGAAACUGAUUUGUGCCUGAGUGAGUCUGGCUUCUGCCAGGUUGGCCACUUUGAAGAGCAAAAAUGCAGCAGAAGCGAUUUUAUUCUACAUAGUUUCUACCUACACACUAAUGGAAAUGGAGUUUCUCUUUAGCCAAAAGUUGGCAAACUUGACCCAUAAGGAAAAUUUAAAACUGCAACAGCCUCAAAAAAUGGAGUAUUUUUAUGGGAGUGUAGUGUUUAGGAUAUUUUUUUCCUUUAAUUUACUGACAGAAUGGAAAUUUAAUAUUAUGUAUUCUAAAAUUCAGCUUAAUUUAGGAGAACCCACUUACGGGAAUAAUGAAAGAUUAUUAUGUUUCAAGCUUCCGAAUGCCUUAAUAUUUCAGACACAGCUAUUCAGAGCUGUAAAACUGACGAGGUUCAAUCACUGGUGAGGCUUUCUGUGAUAUAAUUCAGUCGCAUCUGUUUUUAAUACUCACAAAUAUUGGACAUAGAAAUUAGGUAUUUGGAACUUUUGUGUGUCCUGUCAAAACAAACGACUUUCCAGAAACCCAAGGGAAGGGGUCUCUUAUGCUGCAAAGAUAACUGACACGAGACCAAUAGUGCAUCUUCAACUUCUUCACACUUAGAAAAAUAUAUAUAUUUUUAAUAGCAGUCUACAUAAUUUCCAAUCUCCAGGAAACUACAGGUAGACUAACAGCAAAUUCCUGGAUGGUUAGGACUGAUCUUUGGCAGCAUUUAAGGUGAACAGGAGUAAGAAUCUGAGAGUUCAGCCUCAACACACCACAAAGGGGUUGUAAUGACAAGUCUCCCAGAUGGACCUGUAUUCAUUCAUUUUGGAUGGGAUCUAUGGUAUGGUAUACAUCUAACGGAACAAAUUUUUCCAAUAGAAAAAACUAUAAAAAUUUUAUUCCAAUAGUUAUUAAAUUGUAUAACUUUAUAAAUGUGAACUUAAUCCUUUCAUUUACAUGUUAAGCAAAUGUUUAUAUGAGAUUAUACAUCUACCAAUAUAUUGAGUAUUCUCUUCCAGUUAAAUGCUACUGCUGCCUAAAACCUUAAAAACUGUACACCAUUGGAAAUGACUGUUUAUCGUACUGCUUUUCCACUAAUGAGGCUACUAUCAUGUUUUUUCAAUUAUAGAGAUGGCUUUUGAACAUAAGAUUGACAGUAGCUCAAGAAUGAAAAUACAGUAAUCAUACACUACUACCUUUACAUCUAUUCCUGAAUUCAAAACUGCCAGGAGAAAAGUGUCCUUUAUAAAAAGCUUUAUUAAUGCUUAAGAAGCAUUGUACUCUCUAAGUAAAGCUUGUGUCUGUCUCCUUACGGAAAACAAUAUUUGCCUUUUAAAAACUGAUCUUUUAUAGUGGUGGUGGUGUUUCACUGUGGAAAUGCAAGGAUAAAAUAUUUCAUUAAACGAUGAACCUUGAAAAUAAACUAUGAAUGCUGAGAACACAAUUUUGCUUUAAAAAAAAAAAAAGAGAAAU